Varroa destructor (honeybee mite) is the source of this 5151-nucleotide messenger RNA. RefSeq names its product protein phosphatase 1B-like. Lineage: Eukaryota; Metazoa; Arthropoda; Arachnida; Mesostigmata; Varroidae. The record is from RefSeq and is a predicted model, not a curated record. Gene Ontology annotation, molecular function: manganese ion binding; magnesium ion binding; protein serine/threonine phosphatase activity. Gene Ontology annotation, biological process: protein dephosphorylation.
UAAGAUGACCGUAGAAAAAAAGAACUGAAUCCGCCAUAGAUACCACCUCCAAGUCAAAAAAACCGGCAAAGGCACUCAAAAGCACAUUGAGCACAGUGCGGCGAAACCUAGUACCAGCUUUCUAAUCUGUCUGCAUAUGAAUUUUGGUUGAUAUAUACCCGUGGACGACACGGUCUUCGAGUAUGUGCGUGUACGUAUUUACAGGUGAACGCACCGCGUCGCGCUAGUACGUAGUGAACGGAGGAACAUAUUAUAGCUAUCAGCUUAGCAUCAAAUGUGACAUUGCACCAUCAUGCGUUCCAUGUAAAUGUUUGUAGGCAGCCGUUCACAUGUACGAUCAGAAUCAGAAGGCGCGCUUAAACCUAUCGAGUAGCGUUAGGGCUAUGCAAGGGUUCUGCUAGGCAGAUGAUCCACUGCAAAAAGCCUGCCAGCUCUAUAAUAUAUUCUCAGGUUUGGUACUUCUUUUAACUAAGGAGAGCUGUACCAUCAUCACUGGUUCGCUCUGCGAGUCCUCGUCGCAGGCAGCGUGAUACUAUACAAUGCCUCUCCAACCAGGCAAAAUGAAACAGACUAUCGACCUUAACUUGGAUAUGUUCCUCUUUUCAACCUUCCGAUCUUUGUUUUUUAAAAAUAAUUUUCACUGAUUUUUAGUAGGACGAAAUUGCCGCACCAUCUUACGGUAUCAUCUUGAAUUUUGAAAUUGCUGCAUUCUAUAGUGGUUGGCUUUGUUGUGGCAUUAAAACAACCAAUUUUAAACGUCUACUUUAAACCAUAUGUUGGCGAUAAUCGAAUCGUCGUUAAAGCCCCAAGAUUGACGGCCAUAGCUGCUGUGAUAUCCUGUCGAUAGUCUAAAUCUUUUUUGUCUUGGGAUUCGCAAGCAUUUAGUGGCGGUCGUGGAGCUGGUGCGUGAUUUUCAAUAGAUAGUUUAUAUUGAUCUCUGCCUAUUUUUGUAAUCGAUAGACAGUUCACCUGCUGCUGCCGCCCCAUGAGGUACGAUUUACUUCACAGCUGCUUCACGAGAUAAACUGCUGCCUCCACGCCGAUGCUGCCGAUGCGUAUAGACAAAAGGCUGAAUUUACGUUGAUCAAAACACGCAUAAGAGAGUUACGUUGGCAUCGUUAACCACCUUGUUAGAAUUAUUUAAUCGAACUUGUUGCGGCUUUAAAUCUUUGGCUAUGUUCCAUAUCGCGAUUAUUUCACGGCGCCUGUUUCUAUCUUCCAUUCUUGCUUACAUAAUCUCUCAAAGGAACUUUCUAAAAGAACUCAUACGAACUCUUGAAGAAAAUACUUAUUAAUUCUACUCGAAAAAAAAAGACCCCCUGAAAUCGAAAAAUAACAUGAAGUUAGUCAUUCCAAUGCGUCUGCCCACAAGAUCCAUUGAUUUUCAAAGGUAAUCAAUGUACUAACGAAUUAUUUCAUAUAGCAGGUGAUCCAGAACAGCUUGUUAGUGUUCCCUUGCACUAAUCUAAAUGUGCAUAAUUUCUUGCAGAGCUAACCGUGGACACCUAAAUGCAGGUUAUAUAUUAUCACACUCUUUCGGGGAACGCCUUGCCUCCUUGGAGGCGUAAGUCAUACUGUUCCGAAAUUUCGCCAUAGCAUCUUUUGGCGGCCAGGGCAAACUUUGGAGCUAGCACAAGAGCUUCCUCUGGUGAGACAUAAAGAAUCCCGGGACAGCAACAUCGGCAGCUGUAGAAAUAUUUACGCAAAAUUCAAAAUAACAAAAUCAACAUCAUUAUUAUCGACAACUAUCCUAGUUACCAUUGUUCAAAUCAUUGCCAGUCAAGUAACCAAGCAGCGAAACGGAUGCACGACGCCUGCCAGUCCAAUGCGUGGCUUAUACUAAGCUUGAAACACUUCCACGAACACGAAAUAGGACCAAUCGCCGUUUGCGAUAGCCGUGUGAAGACGGAGCACCAAUUCUAAGUUGUUGCUUGAGUAAAGCACAAAAUAUUAUUAGCGGUAGGCUUCGGUAACUGUCACGUCGGACAUUACAUCAGUGACUUUGUGCUGUUUUAGUAUUGUUAUUGUCACUGUCUUCGGAAGUCAGUAACGAGCGAAAGCAGUAGUCGUAACGUAGACAAUCGCUGUCAGGCCAUUGGUGCGCUGUGAUAGGGCUAUAGCCCAGGCGGCGCGAAGGGAAUCGGAGGAGCUAACUUUGUUCAUCGAGUUGAUUCGGCGCUGUUUGGAAACGAAAAGUAGUAGCCUUUAACACCUGCCGACAACGUUCUGCAAUAGCUGACUAAAACCAGCUAGAGAAACAAGGAAGAUCACCGGACGAGAGAUAAGUGGCGUGACCUAAAGGUCGCCUCAGGGAUUGAAAGGAAGAAAGAGCAAAAACCUAAUAGCACAGUUGUUGCCAGCAGCUGCGGAUCAACAAGAUGGGUUCUUUUCUGGAAAAACCAAAAGUAGAAAAACACUCCGAAUCGGGAAGAACGACGUCAGGUAUCCGAUUUGCCCUCUCGUCGAUGCAGGGAUGGCGGGUCGAGAUGGAGGAUGCACACACGGCGUUAUGUUCAGUGCAGGGCUUUCCCACCUGGAGCUUCUUCGGCGUCUACGAUGGCCAUGCGGGAGCGGGCGUCAGUGCGAGAUGUUCCACCAACCUUCUCCCAGCUAUUCUCGAAAAUAUCGCACGUAUAAAAGAUAUGAACGAGGACUAUGGCGAGACGGGCCCUCUAUCGAACGCUAUACGCAGCGGCUUCCUACAGUUGGACGAAUCAAUGCGUACCCUACCUGAAGUUAUGGCAGGUCAAGACCGAUCAGGUUCAACAGCUAUCUGCUGUUUGGUUACGAAGAAACACCUGUAUUUUGCCAACUGCGGAGAUUCUCGAGCUGUGCUGUCGCGGGGCGGAAAAGUGGCGCUGUGCACGCAUGACCAUAAGCCCGCUAAUCCUGCAGAAAGAGACCGCAUUCAAAAGGCUGGCGGAUCCGUCAUGAUUCAAAGGGUAAAUGGCAGCCUCGCUGUUUCUCGCGCAUUGGGUGAUUAUGAGUACAAGGCCAACAGCGAACGAGGUCCAUGUGAACAGUUGGUUAGUCCUGAACCGGAGGUGACAGCCCUAGACAAAAGUGACAAUGACGAGUUUGCGGUACUUGCAUGUGAUGGCGUCUGGGACGUGAUGACUAAUGAAGAGGUGUGCGACUUUGUGCGACAUGAACUCCGUACCAAUCCUGACCUGGAGGCGAUCUGUUCGCAUCUUGUCGAUGUGUGCUUAUUCAAGGGUAGUCGAGACAAUAUGAGUGUUGUUCUCAUCGUUUUUCCGGGGGCACCCGGCCUCGACGAGAAACUCGUACAGGAACUCAAGGAGAUAGACGCCUAUAUUAAGGACAAAGUUAAGAAUAUCUACAACAGCGGGACGACCGAACUCAGCGAUGUUCUGCUGGCGCUCGCCGAAGAUUCGAAGGUGAUGGACUCUCUACCAAGCGGUGUAGGCAUCCACGCGAAGCGGUCACUUGUAGAGGCCGAGCUCCGGCAGCUCAACCCAAACAAGGAACAGCGGCAAGACAACAACUGUUGAGCUUCUUCGUCGCCAUUUUCAUGUUAUCCAUCGGAAAAAGCAACAGAUACAACAGACAACAGCUAUAGAAAUUGCGAUAUUGUCGAAGCCUCACUAACAAUCACAGCAACAGCAACAACACAACAAGAGCUACUAGUGACAUGAGAGAAAAGUAAAUAUGUAGCUUAGCUAGACAGCGAGUGAGAUGUAAAAGCGUACCAUUGCUGCCAACCGGAGCGACAAAAAAAAAACAACAGCAACAGCCGUACCCACUACAAGCGUUAGGCUAAAUAAUAAAAUCAAUACAACAACAACAAGAACAACAACAACAACAACAACAACAACAAUGAAAAACAGCGUUUAGUAGCGAAAGGUGGCGUAUCACUAUGGGCCGAGAUGUAUACCGUUAAUUGAUUCUAUACAUACACAUACGGAACACGUGUCAAACUGGCGACGCGCUCAGCACAAUGCCACUGUUAGAUUUCCUAUUGCUGUUGUUGUCUCAAGAAAAAGGUAGGACCUGGAAAUAGUGGCGAUUGUGAUGAUGAUAACAAUAAUGGAGUAACAACUGUUCGAAUGACGGCUAAACUAUAUUUGUACCGAAGGUUACGUUCGAUAUACACACAUCUUUCGAGGAUGUAGAGACGUUAACCUGAUGGGCGAAGUCGAAAUAAUGCUCCUAUCUUGUGUGGUAUAACUCUGGCAAGCUUCCAUGCGAACAAAAAGCAAUUAAUUGCAAUUAACAUCUAAUUGUGAUUUUAUUCGCUUGAAGCUGACAAUUCAGGUUUCCGCACAGAGUACGUCGGCGCAAAAAUGACUAAAAAUAACAACAACAAUAUACAUAGAAAAAGAAAACAAACCGAAGAGGUCAUAUAUAUAUAUACGGCUAAAGAGGGCAGAAAAAGACAGGACGAAAGUAAGCAUACAGUGGCGUGCGAUUGCAGAAGUGAGAAAAGAACGAGAGGUCGAAAGUGACAGAGGGGGGAAAGAGCGAUGUUGGACAUCAAUGGACCUGUGAUUAUAAAUCGUUGAUAAAAGGCUGAGAACGGAUUUAAAUGAGCGCGCGAAGUGAACGAGAGCACGCUAAGCCUCUCUGAGUCAGAAGCAAUUUGAGUUCGAACAAGACGCAAAAGAAAUUGAAGUAGAUGCGUGCUAAGGAGGAAUAGAAAUUGAGUCAGGUUAAACUAGCUAAUGCUGGGUAGGACUGGCAUGGCACAAACCGUCGAUUUCGUUAUUGUCAUGGCCGCUGUCGGCAAGCUGUCCAGUCUUGAAUGAGUCGCAAUGAAUCAUCUAUCGUCAAGGUGUUCGCUGUUUCCGUUUCGGACACCCCCAUCGUCACGAUGCUAAUGUGGAUACUACUGGCCUGAACGUAAGAUGGCCACUGUGUGUGUGUGUGUGUGUAGAAUAAUAUAUAUAUUAUUCUAUAUAUAUAUAUAUAUACAGCGAAAGCGAUGACUCCGUAGGUAAGAAUAGCUCCUUGUGUUUUUCUGUCCUCCUUUGGAUAGGAUCUGUCUCCGAGUCAAGAAUCGUUUCCAAAGACUCACUGAAUGGAGACAUUAAUCGGCGGCGAUAUUACAAAACGUACGUUCUUCCGCGACACUAUACUGAGCGGCAGAAUAAUUUAUAAAAAAAAAAAAAAGGGAAACCCCGUCAGCGAACA